AUGGCGUCGCAAGACCGCAACUCGCCCGCUGCUCAAUUGGAUAGAGAAGCGGCCGCCGCGGAAGCACAAGCAGAGAUCCUGGAGGCUGCCGUAGAUCAGCACGGCGGGGAGCAUCACAUCUGUCGGACUGUCGAGGAGGCAUCCGAAGACCGCGCUCAACGUACCUUUGACUACGUGCUUGACCAGGCUCACGUGCGCAUUGGCCCGCGUCAGCAAUCGCAGCGGCUUGACGGCGGAGAGCAUUACGUCUUUCAGAACGUUGAUGAAGCACCUGAAGACCACGCUCCACGCCCUCCUAGCGCUCACAACCAAGGAAUCGCCCAGAACAUUGCUCGUCAGCAAGGAGAUGAAGCUAACGCCCCAGAACUGACCGCCAUGGCAAAAUAUCUGAUUCGACGCGACCUUGUGAGUACCUCACUUACGAAGUUUGACGACUGCCCUGAGAACUACCGGGCGUGGAAAUCUACAUUCAAGGGAAUGACACGGACUCUCGAGGUCACGGCAAGCGAAGAACUUGACCUUCUCGUGAAAUGGCUUGGUACCGAGUCGUCGAGCUACGCAAAGCGGCUGCGUUCCGUGCACGUCGACAGCCCCGAAGCCGGGUUAGAGGUAGUUUGGGAAAGACUUGAGGAAUGCUAUGGUCGUCCGGAAAUUAUAGAAGAGGCCAUCUUCAGGAGAAUCGCAAGUUUCCCCAGACUGUCCGACAAGGACACCGAGAAACUGAGAGAGCUGGGAGACCUGCUUCUUGAAGUUGAGGCUGCAAAAUGUGACCCUCACCUGACUGGGCUUUCCUAUCUGGACACGGCAAGAGGGGUAAACCCCAUUGUAGAAAAACUGCCGCAGCGCUUGCAAGACACGUGGAUAGCGAAAGGCUCGAAGUACAAACAAGAUCAUCGGGUCGCCUUUCCCCCUUUUUCGUUCUUUGCCAGCUUUAUUAGGGACCAAGCGAAAACGAGAAACGAUCCUAGCUUCAAACUCAGCACCGCAAGUGGCACCCCUUCAAGGCUCCCAAGAGCAGACAGAUGGGCAGCGAAUGAUGGCACGAGAAGAACGCCCAUCUCAGUGCAACUGACGGACGUGGAGGCAAGCACCGACCAUCCGCCCUCAAACGCACCAAAGUGGCAAUAUACAACCAAGUAUUGUCCUCUGCACAGGAAGCCUCACCCCCUCCAGAAGUGUCGUGCUUUCAGAGAAAAACCGCUGGAUGAACGAAAAUCUCUGCUGAAAAAUUAUGGGAUAUGCUUCAGGUGCUGCGCUUCAACAGACCACUUUGCAAGAGACUGCAAAACAGUUCUCAAAUGCGACGAUUGUGGUAGCGAGAGGCAUGCCACAGCACUUCAUGCUGGCAAUGUCAACCAUAGGUCUACUGUGGCUCAUCACGACUCUGAAGAUGUAAGUCUAGACCAAGAUUCCGCACUUGAGGUGUCAUCUAAGUGUACAGCGGUCUGCGGUCAAAGCGGCGGUGGCAAAUCCUGCUCUAAGAUCUGCUUGGUGAAAGUUAGUCACCCGACUCAGCCCCACAACACUGAAAAAAUGUAUGCCAUCUUAGACGACCAGAGCAACAGGUCCCUUGCAAGAACAGAGUUCUUCGACAUUUUCGGGCUCAAUGGUGACAGUUCCCCCUACACACUAAGGACAUGUGCUGGGACUACAGAGGCGAUAGGAAGAAGAGCAUCCGGCUUUCUCAUUGAGGACAUUCAUGGCUCCGUGAAGCUACCCUUGCCAACACUCAUCGAGUGCAACGAGAUGCCUAACAACAGGAACGAGAUUCCAACCCCGGAAGUGGCAUCGCAUCACCCUCAUCUCAGAGCUGUAGCUAAAUUCAUUCCUCGUUUGGACCCAGAGGCCAAGAUUCUACUUCUCCUUGGGAGAGACAUCCUCAUAGUACACAAGGUUCGACAACAGCGCACCGGACCGGCUGAUGCUCCAUUUGCUCAGAGACUGGAUCUGGGAUGGGUCAUCGUGGGGAAUGUCUGCAUAAGCCGAAGUCGCACACCGGACUCUGUGAGCAACCUCAAAACAAACGUCCUUGAAAAUGGACGCCCCUCCCUUUUCGAGCCAUGCCAGAAUCAUUUUCUGGUCAAGGAGAAGCUCGCUGACACGCAAGGGUCGACACAAUGCUUCCAACCAGCUCAGAACGCUGCUAGGAAUGACCACUGUGACAAUGGGGUCGCUGAAACGCUGUUCCACACAACGAAGGAUGACAACAGACCUUCCUUUUCCGUCGAGGACAGGAAGUUCUUGAAGCUGAUGGACGAGGAGCUCUCAAGGGACGAAUCCAACAGUUGGGUAGCGCCUCUUCCCUUUCGUUCUCCAAGACCUUGGCUUCCGAAUAACAAGUGCUUGGCUGAGUCACGCCUCACUGCUGUCCAACGGACCUUGAAGAGAAAGCCAGAACUGAGGGAACAGUUCGCGAGCUUCAUGGACAAGAUGUUCAAGAACGGCCACACCGAGGAAGCUCCACCGGUUCGAGAAGGAGAAGAAUGUUCGUACCUCCCCAUCUUUGGUGUUUGCCAUCCACGAAAGCCCGGGGAAACGCGAGUCGUGUUCGACUCCACUGCAUAG
Molecule: messenger RNA, 2565 nt
Organism: Dermacentor albipictus
Lineage: Eukaryota; Metazoa; Arthropoda; Arachnida; Ixodida; Ixodidae
Source: RefSeq, a predicted model, not a curated record